Molecule: messenger RNA, 1098 nt
Organism: Diplodia corticola
Lineage: Eukaryota; Fungi; Ascomycota; Dothideomycetes; Botryosphaeriales; Botryosphaeriaceae
Product: swi snf family dna-dependent atpase ris1
Exons: 3
Coding region: 1-1098 (365 amino acids)
Source: RefSeq, a predicted model, not a curated record
AUGGAACACCUUUCGAAGAAGGAAAAGAAGAAACGCAGAAGACAGGCGAAUCGGCCAGAAACAUGGUCGGUAACCCCAAGGGAAGAGCCAGAGCCAGCUCCAGCGGCGCCGGAGCUUCCAGUACCAGAGGACGAUCGGCCGGAUACUUCUCCAUACACCAGUGCUACUAUGGCGCUUCGUUUUGGGACCGAAGGAAUUCAGUACAACGUUCCCGCUGCUCUUCUUCCGUCUUCCAUCAAUACCGACCCCGAGUAUUAUGACUAUACUCGCACAAUUUGCCUCUCCGACAUCGAUUCAGACAUCGCCCAUCCACUCGUGCACUUCCUCCACACAGGAAAAUACGAGACUCUACGAAGCGGGGAGGCAAGUUUAGUCGCGAGGGACAUUAGGGAGCACCAGCGGGCUCUGAACCUUUACGUUACUGCAAGCAAAUAUGGCUUACGCGAGCUGCAAAUCCUGGCGAUGGAGAAAAUCCGUUCCAUUAAGCCCGGUGUACCAGCAGGAGACAUCUUGGAACACCUAGAGGCAGUCAUGUCUGAUACUUCGGACGAGGAUGAGUUUCUGGAAGCUUACCUAACAGAUACACUCAAGAAAACCUUCGCGGAACUCGCCAACCUCUCGGGCAAGGUGCCCCGCAUCAAACUUAGCUCGCGUUUUGCAAGAGCAAUGGUGGUCAGUUUUGCAGCCAUCCUCGACGACAUGCAGGCGAGUGUUUCAGAGAAAGACAAGACCAGAAACACAGGAGAGUCCUUCCAUAUGCCAGCGCCUCCAGAGGAGCCUCCAGUGGAGGCGGAUUGUCUUUCUCUAUCGGGAACGGCCAAGUCUGAAGGGCUCACGCAUGAUUCGUUUUCGGUCGUUUCUUAUGAUACCAAAGAAGGGACUAGCUCCGAUCACAGACAGCAUGAUUCCGAUGCUUUUUCUGCUAACAUUCCCUAUGAUGGCCCAGAGCUGGAACAAUGCAAAAAAGGUGCACAGCCUCUAGAGGAAGCAGACGCUGGGAAACUACAGGAGCCAGAUGACGAGGAGGACUGGGUCCCGGUUUCGACAGCAAAGAAAGACAAGAAGAAGAAGAAGAAGACGCGAUCAGCUAUCAAAUAG